Molecule: messenger RNA, 1100 nt
Organism: Cladophialophora immunda
Lineage: Eukaryota; Fungi; Ascomycota; Eurotiomycetes; Chaetothyriales; Herpotrichiellaceae
Exons: 2
Coding region: 1-1032 (343 amino acids)
Biological process (GO): peptidyl-lysine dimethylation; peptidyl-lysine monomethylation
Cellular component (GO): cytoplasm
Molecular function (GO): protein-lysine N-methyltransferase activity
Source: RefSeq, a predicted model, not a curated record
AUGGCUGACGAGAAAUCCCACCCCGUUCACCUCGAACCAAGCGAACUGGGCACCAAAGAGUACUGGGACGAAUACUACCAGAACGAUCUAGAAAAUGGCGUCGGGUCUGAGGACGAGAAUGGAGCCGAGCAGGAUGCCGGCGCCGGCGACGAGGAUGAGGAUGACCACGCGACGGAGUCUCAGCAACAACCACCUGAUCCCUCGGAGCUUGACUCGUGGUUCGACGACGUCGGCGCGCCAGCCAAAACACUGGCCUUCCUGACGUCGACGACGUUCCCGCUGUCGCCGAACUACAUCGCACCAACGGGAUCGAAGGAGGGAGACAGAGACCCGGCCGAUCCCUCGGUGCUGGAUCUAGGCACAGGCAACGGCAGCGCCCUGUUCGCGCUGCGUCUCCAGGGGCACUACACGGGACGCAUGGUCGGCGUGGACUACUCGACCAAGAGCGUCGAGCUGGCGAGGAAGCUGCGCGCGCAGUACGCGGCGUCGACCACCGCCACGGCCACGGCCACGGCCACGGACUCAAACAUGGAGAACAUCACCUUCGAGGUCCUGGACAUCAUCCACGACCCUCCCGGCUCGCAACCGUGGUGGCCCCCUCUCGGACCCCGCGGCGGCCACGGUGGAUUCGACCUCGUCCUCGACAAGGGCACGUUCGACGCCAUCUCGCUCUCCUCGUCGACCGUCUUCGACCGGGCCUCGACCCGCCAGCGCCGCAUCUGCGAACUCUACCCGGCCAAGGUCCUGGAGAUGGUCAAAACAGGCGGCUUUCUGCUGGUCACGAGCUGUAACUGGACCGAGGCGGAAGUGAUUGCUUGGUUCACGAGCCCAGGAGGCGGCGGCAGCAGCGAGAGUGCCGAUGUCGCCAGUAGUGAAGGUACAGGAAUCCCGGAGGAUGGCUGCGAGAGGGCGGUGUUUGAAGUCUACGAUACGAUCAAGUACCCCGUGUUCGAGUUUGCAGGGCAAAAGGGCCAGGGCGUCGCGAGUGUUUGUUUCCGGAAACUUCACAGAAACAUGACCGACCAAGGAUGAAUGCAGUUUCAAGAACGUGGAGGGGAACCGGUUUCCCAUCGAUUUUUGUUGGUUCGAUUUUAUCUAUC